This is a messenger RNA of Etheostoma spectabile (orangethroat darter), 1684 nucleotides long. It is a transcript of the gene necab1, whose product is annotated as N-terminal EF-hand calcium binding protein 1. Gene Ontology annotation, biological process: regulation of amyloid precursor protein biosynthetic process. Gene Ontology annotation, molecular function: calcium ion binding. The transcript has 13 exons. Gene Ontology annotation, cellular component: cytoplasm. NCBI's taxonomy places the organism in Eukaryota, Metazoa, Chordata, Actinopteri, Perciformes, Percidae. Bases 138 to 1178 code for a protein of 346 amino acids. The record is from RefSeq and is a predicted model, not a curated record.
AAACUGUGCGUUUUAUUCCAGCUGCCUUGACCGCGUUAAGCCGUCGCUCUUUUUGACUGUUGGCUUUGAUCAGAUAAGAGGUUCAAGCGGACACAUUCUUUUGCACAGUAGGUAUAACUGAAGCUACAUUUUGAAAGAUGGAUUGUUCAGAGGAGGUUCAGUCCGUGUCUGAGGAGCCCACAGCUCAAAUGGAACUAAAAAGGGGAAUGUCGAUUUUCAUUGAUAUUUUACGGAGAGCUGAUAAAAAUGAUGAUGGAAAGCUGUCCUUUGAUGAAUUUAAAGCCUACUUCUCCGAUGGAGUCUUGACAGCUGACGAGUUAAAGGAGCUCUUCCACACAAUUGACACUCAUAACACAGACAAUGUGGACACUGAUGAACUCUGUGAGUAUUUCUCCCAGCACCUCAGUGAAUAUGAGAAUGUUCUGGCUGUCUUAGAAGACCUGAAUAAGUCCAUACUGAAGGCGAUGGACAAAACAAAGAAGGAAUAUCAGGAGUCCACCCACCUGGAGCAGUUUGUGACCCGAUUCUUGCUGAAAGAAACGACCAAUCAGCUUUAUUCACUUCAAAGCUCUCUUGAGUGCGCCAUGGAAACCACAGCCGAGCAGACUCGCCAGGAAAAACAGGGCCCACUGAAGCCAGAGGUUCUGUCCAUCCAGUGGUCAGGUCGUCGCUCCAAUCGGAGGCUUCAGAGAAACAGCAGCCUCUCUCCCAACAAUCCUCUCCUCAGUCUCGUCAAUGCAGGUGUUUACGAGGAAGACAGCCAGUGGAUGAUCCAGGUCAACAGGCUGCAGAGGCUUAUUGACCGUCUAGAAAAAAAGGAGAUUCGUCUGGAGCCUGUUGAAGAGGAGGUCUUGGAGAGCAAAUCGCACAUCCUGAUAGUCCAGAGGCAGCUGUCGGUGCUGGAGGACGAGCUGGAGGAGUUUCGUUUGGCUCUCAGACAGUACAUGGAGUGUGCCUGCGCCCAGACUGGAUGUCUACACAUCGCAGUUCAGCGGCUGGCGAAUGAAUCACGCUUCAUUCUCUAUGAAUUCUGGGAGCACAACAACGUGUGGAAGAAUCACCUGCAGACCAACUACAGUAAGACCUUCCAAAGGGGGAACGUGGACUUCCUGGAAACUCCUGAGAGCAUCACCACCAUGCUGGUUCCUGCCUCAUGGUGGGUCCUCAACAACAACUGAAAGUGUUGACGGGCACCCUUCACAGAUCACCACUGAUCGCUGCAGAGAGCAAUAUCCAUCAACACAUUAGGAAGACCACAGCACACACACACUCUUGAAGUCAUGGUGAUUAGUAUUUAUGGCCUCCUUCAUAGUUAUAGGUGGUAGUCUGAAAUAGUCCACGUGUUUGUUUACACUCCUAAAUGAUGCUCUGACGUCCUAAAAGCAAUGGCCUCAUCAAACAGAGACUCAUCUGAUGAUCUAACAUCAUCACUGUGUUUGAUGUGACAUCAUCUGUAACCCAGGGUAGGUCAUGAGAGCUGUGUGUGUGCGUGCGUGCGUGUGUGCGUGCGUGUGCGCAUUUGUGUGAGGGAGAGAGAGAGGGAAGGACAGACAUAAUUGUAUUAAUUAUAGCAGCUCUGGGAAGCUGAUUAAACCAUUAUUCUGUUGUUGUGUAUUCAAUGUGUGAAAUAAGAUUUUUAAAAAAAUCUGUUCAUCACAAAUAAAGAUGAUAUAUUGUUGUGUAA